GGUAAAUUAACCAAAAUAAAAUAUGUUAAAUGUAAAAUAAAAUAGAAAAGUAAAUAAAGUGGUUCGCCUCUAAAUAAUAAAGUGUAAGGUACUUUUCCCAACUUUGGCAAAUCAAUCCGAGAUCCAUGUUUUACAGGAGCUGAUGCUAUCAAAGAUGAUGGAAUCUAUUCCAGAUAUUAUAUAAAUAUGGUAAAUGGGAGAAGCCGCUUGAAAGUAAGAGUAAAGAAUCAAGAUGGACAAACCAGAUUUGCUGUCCUAUAUGUCCCUGGAUGUGUGUUAAAUGUGCCACUGCACCCUCCAAAGCCUCCUGUUUUUGAAGAACCACUUGAGGUUGUAAACUUCACCAGAACAUCCACCGGAGAUAGUUUUGAGGUAACUCUUUCAGGCACAGCUCCACAAAAUUUCCCUCCUAACAGAAUCACAGAUCUGAGUGCUGAGAUCCAGGAGGACACUGUGUUUCUCAGCUGGACAGCUGCUGGUGAAGACCUCGACCAAGGGACAGCUAAAUCCUAUGAGAUCAGGUGGAGCUUUGGUCUUAAAAUGCUUCGAUUCAACUUCAGCAAUGGUUAUUCAGUCAACACAACUGCUGUCACACUUCAGAAGGCUGGAUCAGUUGAACAGCAUUCAUUCAAUCUCAAUAUCACAAUCCAAAAUGGCACCACACUCUUCUUUGCAGUUCAGAUGAAGGACAAACAAAAUGCGAAAUCUGAAACCUCCAACAUUGCUCAAGCUUCAAAGAUCCUCCCUGCUCCGAUAUCUUCAGAAAUGUCAAACUUGACAGUUCUUGUCAUUUCUCUUUGUGUGGUAUUAAUGCUCAUGUGCUUUAUUUUUGCUGUAGUCAUACGUGCAGUUAAAUGCAGAAAACACUCUCCUCAGAGUGAUAUGGCAUUAAUAAUCACAGAUUAAUAUCAAAUCAAUUAUCAUGUCUUAAAACAAUAAAAUCUAAUCAAACAUAAUUUCUUAGUUUCUGAAUAUUUCUGCAGCAUGUGUAAUCUUGCACAGAUUAUUAAGAAGGAUUUCUGUUUUGUCUGUCACGUACAAUUGUCCUCUGUAAUACAAAACAAAUCCUGAACUCUCUGUGCCUCAAUUAUUGAUUCUGCUUUCACGCACCCCUGGUGGAAGACGACCAGUUUCUAAUUAGUAAACAGUAACAUUUGUUGAGUUUGCUGAGUUCUGCUCCUGUGUGUGGCUGAAUAACAUUACAUUGUGACCAUGUUACCUGUGAUAUCUAGUGUUGAUUCUCAUAGUUUCAUUUUCUUUCUUUUUUUCUUUUUCAAAAUAAAUAAAAUACUAUUUAGUAAAUGUCCCAGAAAUGUCUCCUUUUUACAGUAUUUUCAAAACUCUUCUAAAAUACACUCCAGUAAGCCACUGCGGUCA
Molecule: messenger RNA, 1377 nt
Organism: Carassius auratus (goldfish)
Lineage: Eukaryota; Metazoa; Chordata; Actinopteri; Cypriniformes; Cyprinidae
Product: calcium-activated chloride channel regulator 4A-like
Exons: 3
Coding region: 187-906 (239 amino acids)
Source: RefSeq, a predicted model, not a curated record